Messenger RNA from Emiliania huxleyi CCMP1516, 1407 nucleotides. RefSeq lists its product as hypothetical. The record is from RefSeq and is a predicted model, not a curated record. The transcript is spliced from 2 exons. Gene Ontology annotation, molecular function: protein binding. The coding region runs from base 1 to 1407 and encodes 468 amino acids. Lineage: Eukaryota; Haptophyta; Isochrysidales; Noelaerhabdaceae.
AUGGCCGCCCAGCGCCUGGAGUGCCCCGUCUGCCUUGAGGUGCAGGACGGGCAGCAGCACCAGUGCCGGGAGGGCCACGUCUUCUGCGCCUCCUGCGACUCCAGCCUGCGAGCCCCGCGCCGCUGCCCCGAGUGCCGCAUGGCUCUCGGACCGCUGAGCCAGGCAAUUCGAUCCCGAAGCCACGAGGAGCGGAUCGCGGCGCUGCCGGCGGCGUGUUCGCACUGCGGGCUGGCGACGACGCGCGGCGAAGUCGCCGCCCACGAGCACGACUGCCCGCAGCGGCCGCGCGCGUGUUCCGCGGCGGAGGCUGGCUGCGCGUGGUCGGGGCUGCUGGCAGACAAGGCGGCGCACGAGGCGACGUGCCCCUUCGCGGUGUGCCAGCGCAUGAUGGCGCCGCUACAGAGCGAGGUGGCGGAACUGCGGGCGGAGAACGAGCGGGUGCAGGCUCAGUUGGCGCCGCUGCGAGCCCAAGUGGCGGCACAAGGCGCUGAGAACGAGCGGCUGCAGGCCCACCGCGUCGCUGUUACGGCGUGCAUGCGUUUGGCUAAUCUGUGCAUUGAGGUGCAGAACAGGCAACUUGCGGCGGGCGCGGACGCAGUCGAGGCAAUAGUGGCGGCGUUGCAGGCUCACCCGCAGGUGGCGGGGGUGCAACAGCAAGGCUGUGCGGCGCUGGGCAACGUGUGCUUCGGCACCGACGCCGCGGGGCUCGCACGCAAGCAGCGCGCAACAGAGGCGGGCGCGAUCGAGGCGGCAGUGGCGGCGAUGCAGGCUCACCCGCAGGUGGCGGGGGUGCAGGCGGAAGGCUGUGCGGCGCUGGUCAACGUGUGCUGCGGCACCGACGCCGCAAGGCUCGCACGCAGCCAGCGCGCAGCCGACGCGGGCGCGAUCGAGGUGGUAGUGGCGGCGAUGCAGGCUCACCCGCAGGUGGCGGAGGUGCAACAGCAUGGCUGUGCGGCGCUGGGCAACGUGUGCUGCGGCACCGACGCCGCAGGGCUCGCACGCAGGCAGCGCGCAGCAGACGCGGGCGCGAUCGAGGCGGUGGUGGCGGCGCUGCAGGCUCACCCGCAGGUGGCGGGCGUGCAGAGGCAAGGCUGCAGGGCGCUGGCCAACGUGUGCUCCGGCACCGACGCCGCAAGGCUCGCACGCAGCCAGCGCGCAGCCGACGCGGGCGCGAUCGAGGUGGUAGUGGCGGCGCUGCAGGCUCACCCGCAGGUGGCGGGCUUGCAACAGCAUGGCUGUGCGGCGCUGGGCAACGUGUGCUGCGGCACCGACGCCGUGGGUCUCGCACGCAAGCAGCGCGCAGCAGGCGCGGGCGCGAUUGAGGCGGCUGGUGCGGCGAUGCAGGCUCACCCGCAGGUGGCGGGCGUGCAGGCGCAAGGACAGCGCUUGAGCGAUCUGCUUGCCUGA